UCUAUGCUGUACACGUCCUUUAUUAAGACUAUAUCAUUUUGAUCAUGUGCAUUGUGGGCAAUGCAGCCUUUCAAGAAGCAAUGGGAGAAGGAAUUCUAACAGAUCAACUCAUAGAUUUCAUGGCUGAAAUCUGAAACCCUAUGACUUUCAAGAGUGGGCUGAAUUUAUUCACAGCAUUUUUCAACAGAUUAGUUGGUAGAUUUCCCCUCUGUAAUCCAUAGAGGAUAGACCUUGGAAAGCUGGGGUGGCAUUCCCUUUGUAAGCUUUUGCUAAUGACGAUGUCCUCAUUAUUGAACGUACCAGAAGCCGAAGGAGUGAUGGUUGCUGCUUCCUGCAAAUUGUUAUACCAACGUAGAGGGAGUCAUGAAAUGCCUUUGAUGUCUGCUGUCAAGUAAAGAUGCUUCCAGGCUUACCACUGGCAAUGCCAUUGUGGUAGGCAUAGACUGAAUAACACUCCACAUUUUCCACAACCAUAUAAUGCCAUUGCCAUCUUCUACUCGUCUCAAUCUCACAGCAUCAUGUAGACAGGGCCAGAAGGAGGCGCUGCACAUUCUGCUCACUACACACAAAUCCCCUGAAAACUGCUCUACUCAUCUUCAAUUAUUGAAUACCUGCGUUUUCAAGAACGCGCUUUCACAAGGGAAAAGUGUCCACACUUUCAUCGCUCAUAGGCCAUUGGCAUUUGGUACUCGCACAGUUUUUCACAAUAAGCUCAUUGACAUGUAUGUCAAGUGCGGAAGUUUAGUUGAGGGUUGUAGAAUGUUUGACCGCAUGAAAGAACGAGACAACGUCUCAUGGAAUACGAUUAUUGCAGCAUACAGAAGACAUGGGUAUCCUCAGGAGGCAGUCACACUGUUUCACCAAAUGCAACGAACAGGUUUCCAACCCGAUCAGUUUACAUUUGCCAGCGUACUACCAGCCUGUGCCAAAAUGGGAGAUUUAGAACAGGGUAUGAACAUCCAUCAAAGCAUAAUGGAAGGGGAAUUCUUGUCAGAUAUUAUGGUUGGAAAUGCUCUGGUAGACAUGUAUGCAAAAUGUGGAAGCAUAGACAAGGCACGUGACGUGUUUGACGGAAUGCCUCAAAGAGAUGUUGUCUCAUGGAAUGCAAUAGUUGCAGGAUACACACAGAAUGGUGUUCUUGACGAGGCUUUAAGGCUUUUCAAAGCAAUGCCUCAAAGAGAUGUGUUAUCAUGGAAUGUGAUGAUUGCAGGAUAUGCACACAAUGGAUUUGUUGAAAAGGCCUUAGAAACUUUACAGCAAAUGGAAUUGGCAGGUAUAAAGCCGGACUCCAUAACCUUUGCCAGCAUCUUUCAAGCCUGUGCCAAAAUGAGAGCUUUGGAGCAGGGUAUAGACAUCCAUCAAAGCAUAAAAGAUAGAGAAAUUUUGUCAAAUGUUGUAGUUGGAACUGCUCUAGUAGACAUGUAUUCAAAAUGUGGAAGCAUCGACAAGGCAUGUGAAUUGUUUGGCAAAAUGCCUCAAAGAAAUGUGGUCUCAUGGACUGCAAUGAUUGUGGGAUAUUCACAAAAUGGAUUUGUUGAAAAGGCUUUAAAAACUUUCAAGCAAAUGCAAUUGGCAGAUGUAAAACCUAAUUCCACAACCUUUGCCAGCAUCCUCCCUGUCUGUGCCAAAAUAGGAGACUUGGAACAGGGUACAGGCAUCCAUCAAAGGAUAAUAGAAGCGGGAUUUUUCUCAGUUAGUUUAGUUGGAAACGCUCUCAUAGAUAUGUAUGCGAAAUGUGGAAGCAUAGACAAGGCACGUCAACUAUUUGACAGAAUGCCUCAUAAAGAUGUCAUCUCAUGGAAUACAAUGAUUGCAGGAUAUACACAAAAUGGGUUUGUUGAAAAGGCGUUGGAAGUUUUCAAGCAAAUGCAAUUGGCAGGCGUAAAGCCAAAUUCAACAACCUUUGCUAGCAUCCUCCCUGUCUGUGCCAAAAUAGGAGCUUUGGAACAGGGUAUAGGUAUCCAUCAAAGCAUAAUGGAAAGGGGAUUUUUGUCAGAUAUUGUAGUUGGAAAUGCUCUGGUAGACAUGUAUGCAAAAUGUGGAAGCAUAGUUAAGGCACAUGAACUGUUUGACAGAAUGCCUCAAAGAGAUGUAAUCUCAUGGAAUACAAUGAUCGGAGGAUAUGCACAAAAUGGAUUUGUUGAGAAGGCUUUGGAAACCUUCAAGCAAAUGAGAUUGGCAGGUGUAAAACCAGAUUCCACAACCUUUGCCUGCGUCCUUCCCACCUGUGCAAAAAUGGGAGCUUUGGAACAGGGUAUGGAUAUCCAUCAAAUCAUAAUGGAAGGUGGAUUUUUUUCAGAUAUUAUAGUUAGAAAUGCUUUGGUAGACAUGUAUACAAAAUGUGGAAGGAUUGACAAGGGACGUAAAUUGUUUGACAAAAUGCCUCAAAGAAAUGUGGUCACAUGGAAUGCAAUGAUUGCAGGGUAUGCACAAAAUGGAUUGGUUGAAAAGGCUUUAGAAACUUUAAAGCAAAUGCGAUUGGGAGGUGUAAAACCUAAUUCAACAACCUUUACCAGCAUCCUUGCCGCCUGUGCCAAAAUAGGAGCUUUGGAACAUGGUAUGGACAUCCAUCAAAUAAUAGAGGAGAGAGAAAUUUCGCUAGAUGUUGUUGUUGCAACUGCCUUGGUAGACAUGUAUGCGAAAUGUGGAAGCAUAGAUAAAGCACAUGAACUGUUUGACAAAUUGCCUCAAAGAGAUGUCGUCUCAUGGACUGCAAUGAUUGUAGGAUAUGCACAAAAUGGAUUUGUUGACAAGGCUUUAGAAACUUUCAAGCAAAUGCAGUUGGCAGGUGUAAAGCCAGAUUCCACAACCUUUGCUAGCAUCCUUCCAGCCUGUGCCAAAAUGGGAGCUCUAGAACAGGGUGUAGACAUCCAUCAAAGUAUAAAGGAUAGAGAAGUUUUGUCAAAUGUGGUAGUUGCAACUGCCCUGGUGGAUAUGUAUGCAAAAUGUGGAAGCAUGGAUAAGGCAUGUGAAUUGUUUGACAAAAUGCCUCAAAGAAAUGCAGUCUCCUGGACUUCAAUGAUUGUAGGAUAUGCACAAAAUGGAUUUAUUGAAAAGGCUUUAGAAACUUUCAAGCAAAUGCAAUUGGCAGGUGUAAAGCCAGACUCCACAACCUUUGCCAGCAUCCUCCCUGCUUGUGCCAAAGUAGGAGCUUUGGAACAGGGUAUGGACAUCCAUAAAAGUAUUAUGGAAGGGGGAUAUUUGUCAGAUAGUAUAGUUGGAAAUGCUCUAGUAGACAUGUAUGCAAAAUGUGGAAGUGUAGACAAGGGACGUGAACUGUUCGACAAAAUGCCUCAAAGAGAUGUCAUCUCAUGGAAUGCAAUGAUUGUGGGAUAUGCACAAAAUGGAAUUGUUGAAAAGGCUUUAGAAAGUUUCAAGCAAAUGCAAUGGGCAGGUGUAAAGCCAAAUUCCACAACUUUUGCCAGCAUCCUCCCUGCCUGUGCCAAAAUGGGAGCUUUAGAACAGGGUAUGGACAUUCAUCAAAGCAUAAUGGAAGAGGGAUUUUUGUCAGAUAUUAUAGUUGGAAAUGCUCUGGUAGACAUGUAUGCAAAAUGUGGAAGUAUUGUCAAGGCACGUGAAAUGUUUGACAGAAUGCCUGAAAGAAAUGUCAUCUCAUGGAAUGCAAUGAUUGCAGGAUAUGCACAAAAUGGAUUUUGCAAAGAUGCUCUCAAAAUUUUUGAAUUAAUGAUGCAAUCUGGAAUAUAUCCUGACAUUGUAAGCUUUGCUUGUGUUCUAUGUGCAUGCAGCCAUGCAGGUUUUGUGAAUGAGGGUUGUCAAUACUUCAAUCAUAUGAGUAAUGCUUAUUGCAUUACACCUACAGUCAAUCAUUAUGUGUGCAUGGUUGACCUUAUUGCCCGUGCUGGCUAUCUUGAGGAGACCCUAAACUUUAUCAUUAAGAUGCCAGUUAAACCCGUUGUGGUUGUGUGGAUGUCUUUUCUUGGCGCCUGUAGAUCACAUAUAAAUAUAGGCUUAGGAGUAUUUACAGCAACACUGCUUUUAUAUUUGGAUCCUAGAAAUGCUGCAACUUAUGUUCUUCUCUCUAACAUCUAUGCAAAAGUGGGCAGGUGGGGUGAGGUUCAAAUGGUAAGGAGACUGAUGAAAGAUAGAGGAAUUACAAAGAUCCCUGGAUGUAGUUGGGUUGAAGACCGUAAAAUGGUACAUGCUUUCUGUGUAGGAGACAGAUCACAUCCACAGACACAGGAGAUCUAUGCAAAGUUGGAGAAAUUGGCUUGGGAGAUGAAGGCAGCAGGGUAUUUUCCAGAUUUAAGACAGUUAGUUAAUGAUGUGGAAGAGGAGGAAAAAGAAUUAUUUCUCUGCCAUCAUAGUGAAAAGUUAGCAAUUGCAUUUGGUUUGCUAAACUCACCCCAUGGGGCAAGUAUUAGAAUUGUCAAGAACCUUCGAGUGUGUUCUGACUGCCACACUGCAACAAAAUUUAUCAGCAAGAUUGUUGCAAGAGAAAUUGUUGUGAGAGAUAUGAACCGUUUCCAUCAUUUUAAACAGGGACAAUGUUCUUGUGGAGAUUAUUGGUGAUGCUAAAUGAAGCAAUCUGAAAAGGAGGCUUGCACAUAAUGUGCACUGUGUCAGACCUGGAGUAAUAAUGAGGGUGAAGGUUUUAUUUUCAGUUUCUAGAAAGUUUCUUUUUAUUUUGUUUAAAGUAUUUGGCAAUCUAAACCAUGCUAUUAGCUUCAUAAAAAUUAGAUGUAUAGAGUGCAAUAGACCACUGCUUAUAUACACUGUUGGGAUAUUUGGCAAAGACUUGUUUUAAGAUAAUGUGGAUGCUUCAUUGGAUUGUUCUCAGAAAACCUGCAUACGUAUGAGAUGAAAAGUUGGAGUAGAAGCUCGAGAAUGGGAAGAAACAGGUGAGGAACACUUGGAAAGAUGCUUGACCACCAGGAUUUGUGGGGAGGGCUCAUAGUUAAACCCUUGCCAUUUUGCGGAGUUCUUUUGUUUUGAUUGCCUGUAUUAUCUUUUACCUAUGUCAGGUCAAUUAUUUGAGAUUAAAUUAAACUUUCCAGAUUAGGUAUGCAAUUUUACAUAAGGGCAUGUGGAUUGAUUUUGUCUAAUUUAUGGUUUAGAUAUUUCUAAUGUUAUUUCA
Molecule: messenger RNA, 5095 nt
Organism: Cryptomeria japonica (Japanese cedar)
Lineage: Eukaryota; Viridiplantae; Streptophyta; Pinopsida; Cupressales; Cupressaceae
Product: pentatricopeptide repeat-containing protein At1g11290, chloroplastic-like
Exons: 1
Coding region: 478-4530 (1350 amino acids)
Biological process (GO): RNA modification
Molecular function (GO): RNA binding; protein binding; zinc ion binding
Source: RefSeq, a predicted model, not a curated record